UUUCUUUAAACACCUAAGUGCAAUUUGUAAACACAUAAUUUAAACUGAAAUGAGAUAUAUUGACUACGUUAAAGCCUUCCUUAAGGUGCGAUAAAAAGUUUAAUGUAUAGUUUCUAGUGGAUGAGGGAAAUUUUUAACUGUGUGUGCUUAAAUACCAACGGGUAAACAAUAUAAUCAGCGAAACAUAAAUAAUUCAUUUAUGAUUUCUUUAAACACUGGAGUGCGGCGUUCGGAAUUUACUCCGCUUUUGUUGCCCAAAACGCGCAUGUAUAUAUUUGACAGUUUGUACUAUAUUAAAUGAAACAGUGAAGGAAUGUAUUAAAAAUUGUAGAAAAUUUAUUCAUUGGACUUUAAAAUAAUGAAAUGUAGCGGAUAAAGAAAGUUAUGGAGAAAGAAAAGAGAUUAAAGUCACAUACGGUACCGGAUAUGGAAAAUACUAAAUUAAAACGGAGGCCGAAAACAGGCGUUAUUGUUGUUUCGGUGCAAUAUGAACCAACUAUUGAAAGUUCUUUGUCGACAACACGUGUAAGGCAGCGUCUAUGUGAAUUGAUGGGAACUGACGUCAUACGCCUAAAUGACAAGAGGUACUUCCAGACGCUUACAAAGCGUCUACAAGAUGAAUAUGAGACGACAAUGGAUAAGCAAGAGGACGCACGUGCAGCGUCCGAAGAUCAGCGUCUGCGCAGACUGAUGCUUGAAGGAAUCAUUGAUGCCCCGAACGAUUACAGGGCUGUCGUGCUAGGUCAUGACAAGAAACAGAACAAGAAGAAAAAACGAAGGAAAAUAAAGAGACAUACGCCUACUCACGUGACCUACGAUUUAGAAUAUAAAGCUUCUGACGAUGAAGGUCAAUCUAAAACACGGAAAGAGGACGUUGUCACUCAAGUAGAGAUUUUAUCUGGUUCCCGCCCGAGCUCUUUAAAGUCACGUGGUACCUCGGACGACCGAUCAACCAAUGUACCGGAAACAAGACGAAAAUCAGUAAGAAAAGUCAGCGCACGAGAAAAAGAAAAUGAAAGAAUAAGUCAAAAAUUGAACGAGAUGCAUGCUCGCCCUCCACAUCAUGACAGCGCUUUACGACCUACUUCCUCCUGUUCCUUACACCGGAAGUCAAGACAGAAAAAAUCUGCUGCACCCAGGUUGACCAACACCGAGAGAGAAUCAAUUUCCUCUGACGAUGAGAGCAAUGCCACAACGACCGAGUUCGAUACCCAGAGUCUGCCCGACACAGCCUACUUCCGGAAACAGUCUAAGUACAGCACUCAUGAGCCUGAGAGAGUGACAAAACUAAGAACUGAAGAGACUGUAGCCAGACUAUAUUCCAUAGCGGAGGAACUUAUUUCACCAGUGCGCGUGACCGACCAGCCUCAGAGAAAAGUAGUUACUCAACCUAAAAAAAAGAAAAUGACGUUUUCUCUAACCCAACGCUAAUUGUGACACUUCUGCCUUUUUAUGUAGUUUUAACCUCAUGUAUUCACCCAUUGUUACUGCAUUUAUUUAAAACAAAAGAACAACUAUUUGUUUUGUUACUUACAUAAAAUAUUAAUUAUAAUUGUUUUGUGUAAGAA
Messenger RNA from Ruditapes philippinarum (Manila clam), 1568 nucleotides. RefSeq lists its product as uncharacterized. The transcript has 8 exons. Lineage: Eukaryota; Metazoa; Mollusca; Bivalvia; Venerida; Veneridae. Bases 385 to 1431 code for a protein of 348 amino acids. The record is from RefSeq and is a predicted model, not a curated record.